UUUGGCAGAGUAAUCCGAAAUUCUGCACUGCACGGUAUGCACUAUAGUACUUUUCUAGAUCAAAAAUAAACUGGAACUUGUACAGUGAUCCAUAAUAAUGUUCAUCAAAUAGCAUAAUCAAUAGACAGAUUAUUCUACAUACACGACACGUAUUUUAAUUAUAUCAAAAAGUCAUGUUCAUGAACACAAAGCCGAAACGAGGCCUGAGGUCGUUCUACCCAACAGACAAGGGGCCGAUUGAUUUGUAUCAACUAGGUCACGAUGGGAGAAUUGAAUAUCUGUCUGCUGAUAUCAGCACGGAUCACAUGAUUAGAGGAAUAAAUACGACUGACGACUGGAGAAAGUGGGCAAAAGAAAGAGGUUUACCAACUGAUGAAGUUGGGCUGAUAGUUUCCAAGCGCCUUGGAGGAUCAGGAAAAGAUGCAAUUAAUCUGUUUCCAAAAAGUUCAUCCUUGGAUAAAACAUCGUGGGCCGCGGAUGAAGAGAAAGCGUACAAGGAGGCUUCCGAGAUGAAAAAGUGGAAGAAAUUAAAGUUUUUCGCAAAGUUUGAGUAUCCCGAAGAUGACAGUUUGAGGCCAUCAGAAAUUGAAUAUCAGUACGAAUUGCCGAGUGGGACCAAGCUGCAUGGCAAGGUGUUGAACGAAGCGGAAAGCGCUUCUCCACCUAACCCUACCCCACAGGAGACAAAAGGGAAAGCUGAAGAGGAAGAAGAAGAGGAAUCCGAGUACGAAUAUGAAUAUGAGGAGGAGGAAGAAGAAGAAACUCAAGUUCCAGCCCCACAAGAGUCGAAUCAAAAGGAACUUUCUCCGAAGAAGGACGACCUUCCUCCUCCUCCUGUUGCCACUCCUUCGUCCAAUUCAAACGUUCCAACUUCUAUCCCACCACCCACACCAGCAGCCCCAACCCCUGUUCAAGUACCUCGAAAAAGGACUCCAUCUCCCGUCCCCGUCAAAAUUAGUGAAAAGGUAGAACCGGCUCCAACGAUUCCACCACUUGCUCCUGAUAAGGAUGUACCAAAGCCAAAAGAGGUAUCGGCAUCAAACGAUAAUAAUGCUGUAUCUCCAGACACCAACAGAGGAAUACAAGUUUACGGAAUUGUUGCUCGGUCAGAUCUUAUUGAAAUGUUACCAAUAAUUGGUUCGGUGAAGCUGGCCUUGGACACUUUGAAGGCCGCAUCAAAUAAGGAUGCAAAACGAACCUUGUGGAAGGGAGUUCAGUGUGGAAUUUCACUUUUUGCCGAUUUUCAUUUCAUGAGAGCGUUCGUGAGAUAUGGACCAAUUCUAGCAAAGCCAAUAACUGAGAAAAAACUGGUACGAUUUGCAAAAAAAGCAGAGCCUCAUCUCAUUAUUUUUGUGGUUUGCAAAAUUGGAAAUCAACUUUUUGGCGUUAUUAGAAGAGUUUUAUCAAACACAAAGACGUGAGUUUAUUUAUGUGAUUUACAAAAAAAAUGUUAUAUUUAGUAUGGAAAUGUAGACGAACAAAUUAAUUCACUAUGAAAAAAAACAUUAAUGUCCAUUUGAAUUUAAUGGAAAAUUCAGAGGUUCUUCUUGGAAAA
Messenger RNA from Folsomia candida, 1555 nucleotides. RefSeq lists its product as uncharacterized. The record is from RefSeq and is a predicted model, not a curated record. Lineage: Eukaryota; Metazoa; Arthropoda; Collembola; Entomobryomorpha; Isotomidae. Bases 174 to 1421 code for a protein of 415 amino acids. The transcript has 5 exons.